Molecule: messenger RNA, 1908 nt
Organism: Xyrichtys novacula (pearly razorfish)
Lineage: Eukaryota; Metazoa; Chordata; Actinopteri; Labriformes; Labridae
Source: the annotation of a GenBank genome assembly
AUAGAUGAAAUCUCGCGAGGACAAAAAGUCCCACGGCCAUAUACUCGAGAAACUUCUGUUACUGCUUGAAGUCUUUCUUCGGAGCAGACUGACCUCCGGGAACACUUUUCUACAGGAACUGUGGGAGAGAGGUAUGUGGACACAUAUUUUUUCAUCCUUAGUAGCCAGUAUGUGGAAAAAAAGUUUUAUAAUUGAGAUCAGAUGAAGUUACUCAGUUCGGCGAUGACUGUGCUCGUAAUCCUUGACGAUACACAGAUGUCUCAUCUUGGUAUGGUCCUCCUUCGUGUUUUUGUUCAUUCUUGUCUUAUCUGCCAGCCCAAGAUGAUUUAGUCUGCUUGUUUAACUUCUCUGAGGGCCACCCAUGUUCAGUAUAUACAAAGUUUUCCAGUGUUGGGACCUCAUCCUGCUCUUUUCUAUCUUUGGCCUUGCCCUUGCCUGCUCUGUAUCAACCAGUUUGCAUCGCCUUCCUUCAUUCUUUGCGCAAAAACCUCUGAGAUUGUAAAAAUGCUGUCUAUAGUUUUGUAGUAAUCUGAAAAAUAUAUAAAAAUAUAAAAGAAAGGUUCAAAAAAGUGCACAUUAAAAAGUGCUUUUUAGAUUAGGCUUUGAACAGACAGGAAAUUUCCACUUGACCAUGUGCAGUGGCCGACAGUGGACGACCUAGAGACUCCAUUACAUAGGCCACUGUGUGUGUGUGUGUGUGUGUGUGUGUGUGUGUGUGUAUACAUUCAUAUAUACACAUUGAUCAACAAGACGUGUUUGUGUAAAUUAAAAAGAGGGGACAAAAGCCAUACAGCAAAAACAAGAAAAUACAUUUUUGAUUCGAGAUUUAACACCAAACAAAACUUCACAAAUAAAACCUCACAAAAAUUACAGGUCUUGUUUUGGGCCUGGGUAAUAAGUAGUUUGUAGUCGAUAAACCAAAAAGGUCUGAAUCCUGUUCAGAGAAGUCAAGGUCAUGUGCCAAUGAUGCAACUGAGUUGCUGUUGUGUAAAUAGAGGUAAUUCUCUGCCGUAAAGAAUUUAACAAUCCAGAUAAGAUGGAAUUGAUCAUUUCAUUCUGCCUAUGCAACUUGAAGAUUCUUGCCUUUUUUCUUUUUUCUUUCAUCCUCAUUCUUAUAAAAAUAAUUUAUAAUGCACCUUCAAAUUCAAGUAUUGGUAGAUCUGUUUUAUUUGGUAAAGUUUGAAUUUCGAUUAAUUAAAUGAUGAUUUGCCUACAGUGAUCCUGAAAGCACCAUGCAGUACCAGUGGCCUAAUGAUGACGGCGAUCUGCCACCUGGGGUGACUCGACUGGGUCGCUCUGGACCACAAAGUCGUCAAAGCUACAUCAUGUACCACGGCACCACCAGGCAGGCUGCUCAGUCCAUUUUAGCCACAGGUUUUCGCCAGUCUUCAGACGGGAUGCUUGGACGUGGUGUCUACCUCAGCAGAGACCUGGAGAAAGCCAGACGCUAUCCCAUUGGUCACCCUGAGGACGACAAGGCGGUCAUCAAGGUCGUGGUCAACGUAGGGAGAGUGAUCGCCAUAAGGCAACAAGGCCACCCACGUCAGAAGACCUGGCAUGACCCUGCUUAUGGCCGGGUGUAUGACACCGCCUGGGUUCCUCCCAAUUGUGGAAUGGUACCAAGCGGCCUGGAGGAAGAUUGUGUCUGGGAUCCAAAUCGAAUCCAAAUCAUCAAAGUCAUCUACCCUCACCAGAUACCCAAAACAGAUGGAUUGUGGGCAGUCGGUGUUGCCGGAGUUCUUGUUGCUGCUGGAACUCUACUGCUCAGACUUUUAAAAUAGGAGCUGAAUGAUACUGUAACUGGAAGUGCAUACACUGUGACAUGGGAACAAAUUGCUACUGAAUUUAUCAAGCUUUUUGAUUAUAUUAAAAGCUAAAAAUAGUCUGAUUUGUGUGUUUUUUUAUUUU